Molecule: messenger RNA, 1617 nt
Organism: Kazachstania africana CBS 2517
Lineage: Eukaryota; Fungi; Ascomycota; Saccharomycetes; Saccharomycetales; Saccharomycetaceae
Gene: ASH1
Product: DNA-binding transcription repressor ASH1
Exons: 1
Coding region: 1-1617 (538 amino acids)
Biological process (GO): regulation of DNA-templated transcription
Molecular function (GO): sequence-specific DNA binding; zinc ion binding
Source: RefSeq, a predicted model, not a curated record
AUGUCAACUUCAAUCAAAAGCACUUAUCGUUACAGAUCCUCAUCUGCCGGACCAGGAAUUCAUAAAAGUACUUCCUUCUUCGAUAAUCUAUUACUGUUGCCUCCUAGAAUUCCAAAUAAACUUACAAAAAAGACACACAACAAUGGCAGCAAAUCUCAAAGAUCUUAUAAAUUUUUAUCGUCAUCUGUCAACGUGUCACCUGUACUACCACCCAUUAACGUUCUCAACACUACCACCAAUAAGUCGUUAACAGCACCAGCAUCACCACACCAUUUCAAAUAUAGUACCCAAAAUUAUGAAACAAUUAUCACGCCAAGCACAUCUCCAGAAUUUUCGAAAGCCCAAUUGGCCUUUUACAAAGAAACAGGCAGUUCGGACUCUGAACAAGCUUCGUUAAGUUUGUUAAAUUUAGGUAAUGUACGUGAUACAAAUCUCAAUUCUGUCAAUCUUCUGACACAGUUGAAUAAGAAAACAGAGGCUGCAAACAUAGAAUUGCCCUCUUUAAAACAUUUGAAACUGUUGCCGGAUCCCAAGAUACAAGAAAGUUCAUCUGUGUAUCCCGAUACUUCAGUAAAGACCAAACAUUGGAAAAAUAAUUUAGUGGACUAUUGUAGAAAUGAGAAUUAUGAACAAUUUAAGAAAAUUGACUACGAAAAUUUAUCUGGCACGUUAUUAUCACUUCAAAAAGAAUUUAUCAUUCCCUCAGUGUUAAAACCAAUGAAUCAAUUUGAAAAAUUCUUCGAUGAUAAUGGUACUGUAUCGUCAUUCCCAUACUUAUUUGAAAAUGAGAUUACUCCAGUGACUCCGCCAAUGUCUCCCAGGCGUAGUAGUGUAAAUAAGUCGCCACAGUGCAAAUCGACAACUACGCAAUUAUUCACACCUUUCGUCAGUGAGAAAUUGGUUAAUACGGUCAAAGAACAGAUAAUGAAUACUCCAAGCACCCCAGGUCAUAAGAAGACAAACAGUUUCAAAGCUUUACAAUUGAAAAAAUUGUUGAGUAAUAGAGAUGUGUUGUCAAAGACAUCGAAAAAAGUCACAAAGAAAAACACCUACUCUUGGAACAAAUUAUCAUCCACGUUGUCUUCACCAACAUUUAUUGGUACGAACAGACACGUAAUAAUGAAAAUUAGCAACACCAAUAUCGAUGUUCCUAAGUUAUCUUCUUCUCCUGCAUUAUCUCCUACAGCCUCGCCUAACGCAUCCCCCAGGACGACGACAGGAACCAGGAGAAGCAAGACGCCACCAAGGUAUCACAAGUUCCCCAUUAUCGAGUCUCCACCUCAGAGUCCAGUUCGUCACUACAAGAAAAAAACUUCCAAUGGCACAUCCACUACUACCAGUACGAGAGAAUGCGUUUCAUGUCAUACGUCAGAUUCCCCCUGCUGGAGGCCAUCUUGGUCACCAAGAAAGCAAGACCAAUUGUGCAAUUCUUGUGGUCUCAGGUACAAGAAAACAAGAACCAGAUGUUUGAACGACACUUGCAGAAAGAUUCCAACGAAGAGCGAAUUGAAUAUAAUGAAAUCCAACGGCCUCGAAGUAAUGGCCAUCGACGGCAUCACUCAAACCGGCUUCCGUUGUCUCUUCUGCAACCACAUCACUGAAACCAGACGCAACUAA